Rhododendron vialii is the source of this 2079-nucleotide messenger RNA. RefSeq lists its product as uncharacterized. The transcript has 4 exons. Gene Ontology annotation, molecular function: nucleic acid binding; RNA-DNA hybrid ribonuclease activity. The record is from RefSeq and is a predicted model, not a curated record. NCBI's taxonomy places the organism in Eukaryota, Viridiplantae, Streptophyta, Magnoliopsida, Ericales, Ericaceae. Bases 1 to 2079 code for a protein of 692 amino acids.
AUGUUUGACUUCCUGAUGCAAAACAUAGAAGUAUUUGCUUGGACUCCGCAAGAAAUGCCGAGUGUGGAUCCCACUUUCGCCAAGCAUGCAUUGAAUGUCGAUCCAAGUAAACGGCCGGUGGUGCAGAAAGUCCGACGCUCGUCCGCCGCACACAUCGAAGCCGUGAUGACAGAGGUGGAACAACUGUUAAAGGCUGGCGCCAUUCGAAAAGUUUUAUAUCCCACCUGGCUUGCAAAUCCAGUGGUUGUGCCGAAGAAGAAUGGGAAGCUACGGGUUUGUGUUGAUUAUACAAACCUCAAUGACGCUUGUCCUAUGGAUCGGUUUCCCCUCCCACGGAUUGAACAGAUGGUGGACGCAACAGCGGGAUACGAGCAGGUAAGCUUUAUGGAUGCAUAUCGGGGCUAUCAUCAAAUCGCUUUGGCUCCGGAAGAUCAGGAGAAGACGGCCUUUAUUUCUCCUCGGGGAACUUACUGCUACAAGGUCGUACCGUUCGGUCUGAAGAAUGCUGGUGCAACCUUCCAACGCUCCAUCACAAAGAUGUUUCCUGGUAUGCUCGGCCAAAUAUUUGAAGCUUAUAUCGAUGAUUUGGUCUGCAAAAGCAUAUUCGCUCGGGACCACCUUCAGGAUCUGGGAGAGGUCUUUGCUGUUUUGAAACGACGGAAGUUGCGCCUCAAUGCUGAGAAGUGUGCGUUUGGCGUAAGCUCAGGGAAGUUCCUUGGUUAUAUAGUAAGCCGCCAGGGAAUCGAAGCUGAUCCCACACAGAUCUUCGCCGUGCAAAAUCUCCGAGCCCCGACUACUAUAAAAGAGGCUUUGCAAUCCUUAAAGCAAUACUUGUCCCAUGCUCCUUUGCUCGUCAAGCCCUUUCCCGACGAAGAUUUAUAUCUUUACCUUGCUGUUUCGGAUCAUGCUACCAGCGCAGAGCUUGUUCGGAAAGAGGGGAUGGAGCAUCAACCAAUCUUCUACUCAAGCAAAACGAUGACGGACUUUCAGAUGAGGAUUGUGGUCCUCAUUGAGUUUCCUCUCAAAGCUGUACUUCGGAAGACAGACACGUCAAGCCGGAUCCUGAAAUUCUCUAAAGACUUGGCCAAUUUUGACAUCCAGUUUGAACCUCGGACCGCCAUCAAAGGUCAGGCCUUGGUCGACUUCUUUGCCGAGUUCACUCCUGGACUGCAAGACGAAGCCGAUGCCUUGGCCACCGCUGCGGAAGAAGCUCGGAUUCAGGACGAAGAAGUUCUGGAAGAACCUUGUAGCCAUCCCGCGGAGCCCCUCCGCGCUCGGUACACCCUGGGACGAAAGAAACCGAAGCGGCAAUGGAGGCUCUUUUCUGGCGACGCCUGGCGAAUGACCGUCGAUGGAGCCUCUAAUGUUCACGAGGCUGGUGCGGGCAUCGUCCUUGUGUCUCCGAGCGGGACUGUACAUGAAAGCGCGGUUUCGAUUGGGUACCCGGCGACAAACAACGAAGCAGAAUAUGAAGUUCUGAUUACAGGCCUCCAACUUGCUCUUCUGCUUGAUGCAGAUUCGGUUCACAUCUUCUGUGACUCUCAGCUUAUUGUGGGUCACUUAAACGAUAAUUAUCAAGCCAAAGAUCAGCGUAUGAAUGCUUACGUCAGCCACGUAUUGGGUUUGUUCCGAAGAUUUGGCCGAGUAGAAGUAGAAUGGAUCGCUCGGGAGCACAAUGCGCAUGCUGAUGCCCUGGCAGGUCUUGCUUCGGUUUAUCGGACCUCGGGCAGUCGCACUAUUGUCUUUGACGAAGUCGCAACACCGAGCUUCGAGCAGUCGUGCCAACCAGUGAUGGCGAUUUCCCUCGGUCCAAGUGAUAAGCCCUCGAUAGUUAAAAGUGAAAAACAAGGCAUUUUGAAUGCCAAGGAAAACAACCUGGGAUCAUCCAAAGAACCAAGACCAUGUGGCACCCCGCCACCAAGUCCCAAGGAGCUUUUAAAGAAGUGUCGAAGAGUGUUCGGGAUGUCAAAGGGGUCGUUAGAGGAAGAAAACAAUUCGGAAGUUUUCUGCCAGCGAUGUACCGGUACCGCGAAUCUGUGGUACCUGUACACCUCGGACAGAUUUGGUCCAAAAUGCUGA